AUGAUGGCGAAGGAGAUUCCAUGCUUCGAGUUGAACACCGGAGCAAACAUUCCCUCAGUCGGCCUUGGCACGUGGCAGUCCGAGCCUGGCCUCGUCGGUCAAGCUGUUGAAAUCGCCGUCAAGGUUGGGUACCGCCAUAUUGACUGUGCUCGAGCGUAUGGAAAUGAAAAGGAGAUAGGUUCAGUUUUAAAGAAGAUGUUUGAUGAUGGAGUUGUUAAGAGGGAGGAUUUAUUUAUUACCUCCAAACUCUGGUGUACCGAUCAUGCACCAGAAGAUGUACCUAUGGCAUUAGAUAAAUCAUUGGAAGAAUUGCAACUUGACUAUCUUGAUUUGUAUCUUAUUCAUUGGCCUGUCCGAAGGAGGAAGGGGUCUGUUGGCUUUAAACCAGAAGAUCUUGUUCCUGCGGAUAUACCAAACACAUGGAAGGCCAUGGAAGCACUCUAUGAUGCUGGUAAGGCCCGGGCUAUUGGGGUUAGCAAUUUCUCCACCAAAAAGCUGGGCGAUCUAUUGGAUGUAGCUCGUAUUCCACCAGCUGUCAACCAAAUUGAGUGCCAUCCAUCAUGGCAGCAGACCAAACUGCGAGAAUUCUGUAAAUCCAAGGGAGUUCACCUCUCCGGAUAUUCACCACUUGGCUCGCCUGGCACAGUAUGGCUUAAAAGUGAUGUCAUCAAACAUCCUGUUAUAGUUACUACUGCAGAAAAAUUGGGUAAAACACCCGCACAGGUUGCCAUUCGAUGGGGUUUACAGAUGGGCCAUAGCGUACUUCCCAAGAGCACACAUGAAUCAAGGAUUAAAGAGAACUUUGAUGUUUUUGAUUGGUCUAUACCCGAUGACUUAUUUGCCAAGUUCUCCAAAAUUGAUCAGGCAAGACUGAUUAGAGGUACUUCAUUUGUCGAUGAGAAGUUCGGCUCAUACAGAACUGUUGAAGAUCUGUGGGAUGGUGAGCUUUAA
Molecule: messenger RNA, 951 nt
Organism: Fraxinus pennsylvanica
Lineage: Eukaryota; Viridiplantae; Streptophyta; Magnoliopsida; Lamiales; Oleaceae
Source: the annotation of a GenBank genome assembly